Messenger RNA from Microplitis mediator, 2029 nucleotides. RefSeq names its product synaptic vesicle glycoprotein 2B-like. NCBI's taxonomy places the organism in Eukaryota, Metazoa, Arthropoda, Insecta, Hymenoptera, Braconidae. Gene Ontology annotation, molecular function: transmembrane transporter activity. Gene Ontology annotation, cellular component: membrane. The record is from RefSeq and is a predicted model, not a curated record. Bases 226 to 1890 code for a protein of 554 amino acids. Gene Ontology annotation, biological process: transmembrane transport. The transcript is spliced from 11 exons.
UUAAUGCAAACGAUAAAUUUUAUCAAUGGUAUGACGUAAAAGUCGGUAAUAGGAUAAUUAAUUUGUGGGAAUAUAAGUUUAUUGGCUACGCAAGGCAUAAGUAACAAGAUAAUUGAUGGACCAGUCGGCGAUUAUCACUACUCGUGAUCAAGAUGCCUCUCACUCGGAAGACGAUGCGCGAUCAGUUGUCUUAGAAUCAACAAAACAAUCGAGACGUAUUUAAAUAUGGGAAACAAAGAUGUAGAGAAUAAUUGUCAAUCAGAUGUUGUUAAUAAUGACAAAAAUUCCAUCAAUUUUGCUGAAAAAUCAGAUCCUGAUGAACAAUCGCCGGCAGAAAUUAAUACGCAGCAGGCGGUUAAUGUUGCAGGCUUCGGCAAGUUCAACUACAAAAUAAUAAUAGUAAGCGGAUUAACAAGUAUGAAUACUGCGAUUGGAAUAACUGCAUUAGGAUUCAUUCUACCAUCGGCAGCAUGUGAUUUUAAAAUGUCUACUGUCGACAAAGGUCAACUCAAUACUGGCUUUCUAUUUGGUAUGCUAUGCGGUGCUUAUUUUUGGGGUUGUCUUGCUGAUACAAUGGGUCGGAGACAUACUUUAUUAAGAUGCUUAUUUCUUCAAGCAGGCUUUGAGUGUCUUGUUUCACUGAUACCCAAUUACUGGGGUGUAUUCGUCUCAAAAACUAUCAUUGGAUUUGCAUUGGGUGGGGAAAUGGCAACUCUCUAUACAUACGUGGGUGAAUUUCAACCAGCGAUAUAUAGAAAAAAAGUAUUAUCAACAAUGGAAAUACCUACUAUUUCAGGCAUUUUCGUUGCUUCACUUUUUGCAUGGAUGAUUAUUCCUUUGAAUAUAAGUGCUGAUUUCGGUGGGUUUUUCUUUCAUUCAUGGAAUCUUUUUAAUGUGAUUUGCUCAAUUCCAUCUUUGAUUACUGCUAUAUGGCUAUUAUUUUUACCCGAAACACCAAAGUAUUUAUCAGAGUUUGGAAAAGAUGAAGAAUUAUUUUUUGUACUUUCUAGAAUGUAUCGAGAAAAUACCGGAAAAUCUUCAGAGGAAUAUCUUACUGAGCUCAAUGGUAAUGGAAUAUCAUCGAUCUCUCAAUUAAUAAAUCCAAAAGCUGAAGAACAGCAAAAUGAAAGUAAACUUUCUCAAAUAAGAAAAAUGCUUUUUCAACAAACUGGAGCUCUUUUAAGGCCGCCGUUUCUUGGACGUACAUUGCUCGUUUGUACAAUAAUGUUUUCUAUCUUUUCAUCAAUGUUUACAUUAAUGAUGUGGUUCCCAGAGUUAUUUGACAGAUUUGCUGCCUUUGAAUUGGUUUAUCCUAAUGAGCACGCAAGUGUAUGUCGUGUUUCCGACAGUACAUUCAAAAACACAACUUUAAAUGAAAGUGCAGAAAUGCCAGAUUGUCGUACAGAAAUAAAUACUCAAGUUUAUAUACACUCUUUAACAUUAGGCGCUGCCUCUAUUCCAAUCGCUGUGCUUUUUCCAAUUUUCGUUAAUCGAAUCGGAUUCAAGAUUUCAUUAAUGGUCGGAAUGGGUAUUUGUGCCGGUUCAACGAUUGGUUUAUUUUUCGUACGUUCAUCGACAGAAAAUCUUAUACUAUCUUCCAUUUUUCAAGCACUUAUUUCUAUAUGCUCCACUGUUAUUUGUUGUGUUGUUGUUGAAAUAUUUCCUACUAAACUAAGAGCAACAGCAGCUGCACUUGGCUCACUUUGUGCACGAGGUGGUGCCAUUAUUGGUAACACAACAUUCAGUUAUCUUAUAGAUAACUACUGUAUGAUAUUAAUUAUUUUCCUUACUUGUCAACUCAUAGUCGGUGGUAUUCUGGCGUUUUUUUUACCUAAUCAGAAACCAGAUACGUCAAACAAAAAAGUAUGCGAAGUUGAUCCUCAAACAUAAUACAAGUUUUUUUAUUUGUCAUUAAGAUUUAUUAUUCACGACAUCAAGAAAAUAUUUGAUAGGUUGAAGAUUGUUGACAGAUUUGUGAUUUUAUUUAUAAUUAAGGCGUUAUCAUAUUUUUAAAUGAUUUCAAAUCAUA